UCGGUGAUGGUGGAUUUCACUCAGAUUACCGGCACGGAGCUCAGCAGCAUCCGGUUAUCGCGCGACUCCGUGCGCACAGACGAGGCUUCUCUGUAGAGACAGAAACACACAAACACGACCGACUUCACUUGGAUACUCUGCGUAAAUGGAUGAGGAACGGCAAUAUUUUUGGGGGGACCCCUCACGGAUACGCUCCCUUUAAAGCAUUUUGGAUCCUUCGAUGCCACCCGAACCAUCUGGAACUGCGUUUAUAUGUGAACUGCAGGUCUGCAUGGGCCCAAUUUAAGGCUCCUUCCAUAGGAACUGAGUCUAAAAUGAAGUUAUGGGAUGUUCUAGCUACGUGUUUGUUGCUCCUGAGCUCCGUAUCCGCUCGCCCUCUCUUCAACAAGCUGCAGCCUUCCAAGAGAGCUCCUCGAGCAGAGCGUCGCAGUGAGCUGCUCGUCCUGGACCCAGUCAUAAACGCCCGUCUCGACACAGCCAGUUUGAAACAAGCCUCUAUGGAAGAACAAUAUGACAUCAAUGGACUACACCCAGACCAGUUUGAUGACGUAAUGGACUUCAUUGCAGCGACCAUUGGCAGACUGCGGCGGUCUCCUGAGAUGGACUCUGAGGGCAGGGGGAAAGAAAACGGGAGGCGUAGAGGAGCAGCAAACACAGAGAGAGGAGCGAGAGGACGAGGAGAAAAGAAGAGAGGUCGAGGACGAGGCGGUAAAGGGAAUCGGGAUGAACUGAUCAAAGGUCAAGGGCGCGGGUGCCUUCUUAAAGAGAUCCACCUCAACGUGACGGACCUGGGGUUAGGUUACCGGACCAAAGAGGAGUUGAUAUUUAGGUACUGCAGUGGUCCCUGUUACGAUUCGGAGACCAACUACGACAAGAUCCUGAACAACCUCACCCAAAAUAAGAAGCUGGGCAAAGAGUCACCUUCUCAGACCUGCUGUCGACCCAUAGCAUUCGACGACGACCUCUCGUUCUUGGAUGACAGUUUGGAGUACCACACUCUCAAGAAGCAUUCCGCCAAGAAGUGCGCCUGUGUCUGA
Molecule: messenger RNA, 1037 nt
Organism: Ictalurus furcatus (blue catfish)
Lineage: Eukaryota; Metazoa; Chordata; Actinopteri; Siluriformes; Ictaluridae
Gene: gdnfa
Product: glial cell derived neurotrophic factor a
Exons: 3
Coding region: 150-1037 (295 amino acids)
Biological process (GO): peripheral nervous system development; positive regulation of branching involved in ureteric bud morphogenesis; negative regulation of neuron apoptotic process
Molecular function (GO): growth factor activity; receptor tyrosine kinase binding; glial cell-derived neurotrophic factor receptor binding
Source: RefSeq, a predicted model, not a curated record